AUAAUACAAUAGAGUUUUGAAAAAACUUGCUUCCUUUGCUAGUUAUUAAUAACCAAUAUAAAAUAAAGCAAAAUGAGUAUUAUUUCAAUUCAACAAAAGUAACAAAAGAUUUAACAAAAGUAAAGGGAACUCAUUUAACAUAUUUGUUGUUUAUAUUACUAGCAAUUGGAAGUAAAUUGAAGUAAACAUCUGCUGAGUAUUUAAAUAAAGAAGUUCGAUUUUUUAAAAUGAAAAGUCCCAAAAUGCAGUGGGUCCACCGGACCCAGCAGGACUCCCUGUGUAACAAAAAGCCAAGACUCUAGAAAGGUUGAACUGCACAAUCUUGUGUAUCCAGCCAGUCAAGUGAGAAAUACGAGACACUGAUGCCAGGAACACAACUGGGAGUGAACUGUUACAAUCGUCCUCGCUCUCCUACCUCAUAUUAAGGAUUGUUAAAUGUGGGAGAAACCUGAAACACACAGAAAACACCUGUGCACAAAUGACUGAUUAGAUUUGUCAGAUGUCCAUACCUAUCUCGGCAAUGCAGCAGUUCCUCCUCUUUCUGUACGAAAAAACACUACCCUGAAGGAACGGUGAACAGAAACCAGACAUCCUGCACAACUGUAAGACAGAUCAGCUUCAGCCAUGAUUUUCCUCCUGGUACUUUCAGGACUCUGCACCAUUCCCUUUACACUCAGUCAAGAAACAACACUAGAACUUUCCACAACAGACACAAUUACUGACACAACAUCACUGCAACCAACAACAGAAAACACCACAACAGACACAUCUAUUAGUAUAAAUUUAACAGACACAACAUUACUGCAAACAACAACAGAAACCACCACAACAGAAACAACUAUUGGCACAACUGUUCCAACAACAAUACCGGAGACAACAACAGAAACGACCACAACAGACACAACUAUUGGCACAACUGUUCUAACAACAAUACUGGAGACAACAACAGAAACGACCACAACAGACACAACUAUUGGCACAACUGUUCCAACAACAAUACCGGAGACAACAACAGAAACGACCACAACAGACACAACUAUUGGCACAACUGUUCUAACAACAAUACUGGAGACAACAACAGAAACGACCACAACAGACACAACUAUUGGCACAACUGUUCAAACAACAAUACUUGAGCCAACAACAGAAACGACCACAACAGACACACCUAUUGGCACUACUGUUGUAACAACAUUACUGCAGCCAACAACAGAAACGACCACAACAGACACACCUAUUGACACAUUCCUCACAAUUACUGCAUCUUCAACCACUAUUUCCUCAACUACUGUUCCCUCUACUAUUGUUCCCACAAAUGCAACUUCAGCACCACCAGGAAAUGUGAUGGUCAUGCGCCUAAAAGUUAUUUCAGUCAAAAACUUGAUGGCAGCGAACAGCUCCCAGUUAUUCCUCCAACAGCUCAAAGAGAUCCUAAUAAGCCGAGGAGUUUCAGACAACUUCACACUUCAACUGAGAUCCAUUAGCAAGAAGUCACCCUAGAAGGUGGAGGUUGUGGGAGUCUUCAAUAACACGUUGCUUAUUAACGUCCUAAAUAACUUUUCUAAAAUGUAUUAUAAAGUCAUUUUCUGAUAAGACAAUAUAGAUAAACCUAGAAGAUAAAAUGAAGCAAAAGCUAAAAUCACAUACAUAGCAAUAUUUUUUAUAAACAAUGAUCUGUGAACUAUAAGAACACCUCUUGUGUUUACUUUAGCUAUAAAUUUGCAUAAGAACAUAUAAUUUCUUCACAAAGAGUUUCUAAGACGUUUAUA
Molecule: messenger RNA, 1769 nt
Organism: Astyanax mexicanus (Mexican tetra)
Lineage: Eukaryota; Metazoa; Chordata; Actinopteri; Characiformes; Acestrorhamphidae
Product: integumentary mucin A.1-like
Exons: 17
Coding region: 625-1500 (291 amino acids)
Source: RefSeq, a predicted model, not a curated record